AUGAAAGGCUAUCAAAGGCAUGCAACUUCAAAGUUGAUUAGUGGUUACAUUAUCGACAAUCUUCGAGACCCAAGGUUUGAAGUUACACCAGCUUUUGUCAUGGCAGAGAUGCAAAAAUUGCAUGGACUAGACAUUGGGUAUCACAAGGCGUGGCGUGCUAUUCAACUUGCUUCCGCUUUAAUAAGAGGAACUCCUGAUGAGAAUUAUGAAUUAUUGUCUUCAUACUUGUAUAUGAUGAGAAGUAACAACCCGGGAACAUAUACUAACAUAAAGAUAGACGACAACAACAGGUUUCUUUAUAUGUUUUAUGCAUAUGGAUCAUCAAUAUCUGGUUGGAAUCAUUGUAGACCAGUGAUUGCUAUUGAUGCAACUUUUUUGAAGUCAAAAUUUCGUGGUGUUUUAAUGAUUUCAGUUUCAAAGGAUGCAAAUAACCAAAUUUUCCCACUAGCCUUUGGAAUAGCAGAAUCUGAAAAUAACAAUUCCUAUGAGUGGUACUUUAGUCAGCUUCGCAAUGCAAUUGGGAGUCGUGAGAAUUUAAUUUUUUUAUCAGACAGGCAUCAAGCUAUUGCAUAUGGCAUUGCAAAGGUUUAUCCUGAAAGCCAUCAUGGGAUUUGUAUCUAUCAUUUGGAGCAGAACCUAAAGCGAAGGAAAGUGAAAAGUGAGGUCAUAAAACUUUUUCAAAGUGCUGCAAGAGUAUACAGGCGCAAAGAAUUUGAUCUAUACAUGUCAGAUAUAGCAAAAGUAGAUAAGAAGUCUUAUGAAUACUUGAUGGAAGAACCACCGGAAAGGUGGGCACGUUCUUGUAGUCCACGACGAAGAUAUGACAUGCUCACAACAAACAUAGUUGAGUCAAUGAAUUCUGUCCUAUUUGAAGCAAGGGAGCUGCCUAUAUUAAGAAUGAUGGAUUUCAUUCAAGUGAAGCUACAACGUUGGUUUUAUGAAAGAAGAAAUGAAGCAGAAGAAACUUUUUAUGAUGUUUCUUGUUGGGUAGAGGAGGAAUUGAAGAAAAAUAUAGACUUAGCAUUUACUUUGAAUGUAAGUAUUAUGUUCUAUGUUUAG
Molecule: messenger RNA, 1059 nt
Organism: Nicotiana attenuata
Lineage: Eukaryota; Viridiplantae; Streptophyta; Magnoliopsida; Solanales; Solanaceae
Product: protein FAR1-RELATED SEQUENCE 4-like
Exons: 2
Coding region: 1-1059 (352 amino acids)
Source: RefSeq, a predicted model, not a curated record